AUGCCAGAGUAUUUAAAGUUUCAUUCGAAGCCAUCGGGAAACCAUGAAGGCAAGCACCAUAUCAUAAUAGUGGGAGCGGGUAUAAUUGGUGUAUGUACAGCUUACUAUCUUGUCCAGCACCCAAAAUUUGAUCCUGAAAAGUAUCACAUCACCCUCAUAGAAAGUAAAAGAGUUGCCGGGGGCGCCAGUGGUAAAGCAGGAGGACUAUUGGCAUUGUGGGCAUUUCCCGAACAAAUAGUAUCGUUAUCUUUUGACUUGCAUCAGCAACUAUCGAAUGAAUUUAAUGGUGAGAAGGAAUGGGGUUACAGAAGAUUGACAACCGUCUCGUUGGAAGGUGAUAUAUCCCAUUUGAUGGAUAAGAAGGGUAAUGGCCAUGAGCAUGAUUAUGACGAUGAUGAGGAUGAUGAAAACGAAAGCGAGGAACGUGACGAUUUUGAUGACGGUACAUUCAAACAAGCAACUGCACAUGAUAGUGAUUCUUCAUCUUCGAUAACAGAUAGACCACCUAAAAAGACUGCUAGAAAUACUAGAUCCACUUCAACACUUCAAUUAGACACAUUAAACAAUCGUUUACCUCCCAACUUGAAUUGGAUUACUUCAUCUUUGAUUGAACAUUGUUCUACUUUGGGUGGCACAGAUACAACGGCACAAGUUCACCCAUACAAAUUUACAAAUUUUAUUUUAAGAAAAGCCGUGGAAGAUUCAAAGGGAGCUUUAGAAUUGAUUUUGGGUAAAGUUGAUCAGAUUACGUAUUCAGAAGAAUCAGGGUCUGCUACGGGUGUUGAAUAUCAACCAACUUCUGUUAAAGAUGAGAAGAGCCAGGGUGAAACUAUCAGUCUUGCAGCUGAACAAGUGGUGUUGACAGUUGGACCAUGGACUUCUAAAAUAUUACCAGAUUGUCCAAUAUCCGGUUUACGAGCACAUUCUAUCACAAUUGCACCAUUUAAAGACCAACCUGUUAGUCCAUAUGCAAUUUUCACUGAAUUCAAGACCGGUCCAUAUUCAUAUAUUUCGCCAGAAAUUUAUGCUCGACAAGAUGAAGUGUACGUGUGUGGAGAAGGAGAUUCGACGGUGGCAGUUCCAGAGACUACAGAUGAUGUUGAAGUUGUCAAAUCCAAAUGUGAUGAGUUAUUCCGUCAAGUAGGUAAAGUGUCUCCAAAUUUAAGAAAAGGUCAAAUACUAAAGCGUCAAGCCUGUUAUUUGCCAGUAUUGGAUGUUCCUUCAUCAAGUGGACCGCUAAUCGGAGAAACAAACGUUGCCAACUUGUAUCUCGCUUCUGGUCAUUCAUGCUGGGGUAUAAAUAAUGCUCCUGGUACUGGUAAAAUUAUGAGUGAGUUAUUACUUGAAGGUGAGACAAAGUCUGCAGAUAUUUCAAGUUUAGAUCCAUCUUUGUAUUUUGAUGCCAGUGUUUUGUUUGAAGAUGAAGAGGAUCUCGAAGAUGAAGAAAACGAAGAGGAUAGUGACUAA
Messenger RNA from Candida tropicalis MYA-3404, 1467 nucleotides. RefSeq lists its product as uncharacterized. The record is from RefSeq and is a predicted model, not a curated record. Gene Ontology annotation, biological process: retrograde transport, endosome to Golgi. NCBI's taxonomy places the organism in Eukaryota, Fungi, Ascomycota, Pichiomycetes, Serinales, Debaryomycetaceae. The coding region runs from base 1 to 1467 and encodes 488 amino acids. The transcript has a single exon. Gene Ontology annotation, molecular function: oxidoreductase activity. Gene Ontology annotation, cellular component: cytoplasm; late endosome.